Penicillium coprophilum is the source of this 951-nucleotide messenger RNA. RefSeq lists its product as uncharacterized. The record is from RefSeq and is a predicted model, not a curated record. The coding region runs from base 1 to 951 and encodes 316 amino acids. The transcript has a single exon. Lineage: Eukaryota; Fungi; Ascomycota; Eurotiomycetes; Eurotiales; Aspergillaceae.
AUGAAGGCCUCUUUCAUCGCUAGCAUUGUCGCUCUGGCCGGCUCUGCUUUUGCUGCUCCCACUCCCACUGGUGGCCUUGAUAGCGCCCUCGGUGGCCUCAAGGUUGGCGAUAUCACCAAGGAACUCAAACUGACUGAGAUUCCCGUUGUCUCUAAGCUCAGUGACCUGACCAAGGUCCUGAACCUCCCUGCCUCCCCCUCUGCCAGCAGCACCCCCGCUGUUCAGGACGGUCACGUUGUCCAGAACCUCGGACCCCAGCUUGACAACAUCCUGACCGUUGUCGGCCCUGACGCCACUACCCUGCUCAUCGAACUCUCCCCUGAGGUUUCUGCCCUCGUCUCUGGCCUUGGUCUCGGCGCACUCGGCGCUCCUCUCGGUUCCAUUGUCGCCUCUGCCUCCAGCAUUGGUGGCCUUGUCACUGGCCUUGGCCCCGUCGUCGAUCACCUCGUCACAGUUGUCGGCGCUGACGUCGGUGCUCUCCUCAUCAGCCUUUCCCCUGAGGUUGCUGGCCUCGUUUCCGGCCUUGGUCUUCCUACCGUUGGCGUCCCCGUUGGCACAGUUGUUGCUACUCUCGGCAAGAACGUCAAGCGUGGCGAGGUUGUCCAGGACCUUGCCCCUAAGGUCAAGAACACCCUGACUGUCACUGGUCAGAACACCAAGGAGCUCCUCAUCGAGCUCUCCCCCUCCGUCACCUCCCUCGUUGCUGGCCUCGGUCUGACUACCAUCUCCGGCCCCAUUGGCUCCAUCGUCGCCGAGGCCGCUGACAUUGGUGACCUCGUCAAGGACAUCUCCGAGCCCAUUGAAGACCUCCUCCACGUUGUUGGCAAGGACGGCAAGCACCUUCUCAUUAAGCUGUCUCCCUCCGUCGUUGACCUUGUCACUGGCCUCGGCCUUCCCACUGUUGCCACCCCUCUCGGUGCCAUCCUCACCACCGUCGCCCAGAAUCUGUAA